Temnothorax curvispinosus is the source of this 1874-nucleotide messenger RNA. Its product is annotated as pro-resilin-like. The record is from RefSeq and is a predicted model, not a curated record. Gene Ontology annotation, molecular function: transcription coactivator activity. Gene Ontology annotation, cellular component: RNA polymerase II transcription regulator complex. The transcript has 5 exons. Lineage: Eukaryota; Metazoa; Arthropoda; Insecta; Hymenoptera; Formicidae. The coding region runs from base 1 to 1128 and encodes 375 amino acids. Gene Ontology annotation, biological process: positive regulation of transcription by RNA polymerase II.
AUGAGGCCCGCGAGAAGCUGGGCCCCGUUGGCAGUGACCGCGCUGGUCGCGACGGCUCUGCUGUUGAGGCCCAUCCACGCUGAUGCACCUAUCUCGGGCAGCUAUCUACCACCGUCAACCAGUUACGGCACGCCUAAUCUAGGAGGUGGCGGACCUUCCUCGACCUACGGAGCGCCCGGUGGAGGUGGCGGUGGCGGUGGGCCACCGUCCUCCAGCUACGGAGCACCUCCAUCUUCGAGCUACGGAGCACCCCCGUCUUCAAGCUAUGGGGCACCCCCGUCUUCGAGCUACGGGGCACCUCCGUCUUCAAGCUACGGAGCACCGUCCAGCGGCGGCGGACGCCCAUCUUCCUCGUAUGGCGCUCCUUCUAGCGGAGGCGGCGGAUUCGGCGGCGGUGGUUUUGGCGGUGGCGGCGGCGGCGGCGGCGGCGGCGGCGGCUUCGGCGGCGGUAGACCAUCCUCGACUUAUGGAGCGCCGUCGAGUGGAGGCGGCAGACCAUCGUCCACAUACGGAGCGCCUUCCGGCGGUGGCGGAGGUUUCGGCGGUGGCGGCGGCGGUUUCGGUGGCGGUGGCGGUUUUGGAGGUGGGGCACCCUCCUCGAGCUAUGGAGCGCCUUCCUCGACCUACAGCGCACCUUCCUCGAGCUAUGGGGCACCGCGUGGCGGCGGAGGCGGAGGCGGAGGCGGUGGCAGACCCUCGUCCAGCUAUGGAGCGCCCAGUUCCGGCGGCGGCGGCGGCGGCUUUGGAGGUGGCGGUGGUUUCGGAGGAGGUGGAUACUCCGGUGGUGGUGGUGGAGUGUCUUCAACUUACGGUGCACCCUCGGCAGGCGGUGGUAGCGGUGGAUAUUCCGGCGGUGGCGGCGGAUACUCUGGCGGUGCACCGUCCUCAACUUACGGUGCUCCUUCAGGAGGCGGUGGUAGUGGUGGAUAUUCCGGCGGUGGUGGCAGUUUCGGAGGCGGCUCCGGUGGCUACUCCGGAGGCGGCGGUGGCGGUUAUUCCGGAGGUGGCGGCGGCGGUUAUUCCGGCGGUGGCGGUGGCGGUGGCAGACCGUCGUCGUCUUACGGUGCUCCAAGCAGCGGCGGUGGCGGCGGACAAAGCUACGCCAGCAAUGGAGGCUACCAAUACUAAUCCAGACAUGUGUUCACCCGGCGAGACGAUCUCCGUGCUCAAUCACGUCGGCUUCCAUCAGUAUUUCCCGGAUUGGACGAUGCAAACUCGAUCUAUCACGAUGUCAAGACUCGUCAAUUCGAUUGAUCGCGGCUCGAUCGAUUACGUUCUAUCAGGAAACGGAUGUCGAUCCGAGAGGCUGGCUUUAAUCGAAAGAUGAUAGCCUUGGUGCCUACAAUUACGAACAAAUGUCCUGGACAUGAUCGCUGAUAACAUUGUGAAUAACCGGAGAAAAUCAAUGCUGAAGACAUCCCGUUGUUGUCGUCGAGCGUGUCCUUAUAACAAUCGCGCGGAGAUAUUUGAGGUCUUCCACGGGACCAUAUAUCUCUAUCCGGUAACCGACGGGAGAAGCGUGCGAGGACCGUUCGCCGCGCCGUGAAAGUUCGCGAAAUUCGCGCUAAAGAUUUAACAACGAUGGGUUCUCGGUCGGAAAAAUUGUGAGCGAAGGAAUAUUCGUCCUGACGGCAGGCGCGUUCCCGCGAACGGCCGAUAGAGAACAAGAUGUUUCUUUUCUUUUUUUUUCUUUCUUUAAUAUUAUUAUUACUUUUAUGUACCGGCUUCCAGGAAAGCGUCUGCUCAUGGAACGUUACUUCCGUCGAUGUCGAAGAAAAGUGAGGAAGAAAAAAAAGAAGAAGAAAAAAGAAGAAAAAAAAGAACGGAAAAACGAACGAGAAAACUCGAUUUUCCACACAUUCGGAGCCUGUAAC